Pecten maximus is the source of this 1356-nucleotide messenger RNA. RefSeq names its product acetylcholine receptor subunit beta-like. Bases 1 to 1356 code for a protein of 451 amino acids. Gene Ontology annotation, molecular function: neurotransmitter receptor activity; extracellular ligand-gated monoatomic ion channel activity; transmembrane signaling receptor activity. The transcript has a single exon. Lineage: Eukaryota; Metazoa; Mollusca; Bivalvia; Pectinida; Pectinidae. Gene Ontology annotation, biological process: chemical synaptic transmission; signal transduction; nervous system process. The record is from RefSeq and is a predicted model, not a curated record. Gene Ontology annotation, cellular component: neuron projection; synapse; membrane.
AUGUACUCGAGUAUAUCGGGAGUCCAAACUUCUACGAGACUUGAUACACAAGUCUUACAUGACAAACUUUUACAAACAUACAACAAAGAUCUCGGACCUAAUUUCAACCAAUCGCAACCAAUUCUUCUUCAACUGUCGUUCAAUUUGUUCACUCUCAACGAAUUCGAUGAUAUAGCCGGAAAACUUGUGUUCCUUGGACUUUCAAACAUUGAAUGGCGGGACGACAGGAUGGUCUGGAAUCCCCUUGAACAUGGAAACACAACUACAGUGAUGAUGCCACAGUCUAAGGUAUGGAUCCCACAUCUGUUCGUUGCAAAACCACAUACUAAUGUGAAAAAGAUUGGGUAUGAUUUCGUACAAGUAACAUACACUUCUGACGGAUGGGCACGUUGGGCUGUCCCAGACUUGUUUGAUAUUUCAUGCACAGCAGAUAUAGCUUACUUCCCUAUGGACCGACAAAAAUGUGAGAUAUACAUCAGUCCCUGGUCAUACGAGGAAAGUACAUUUGAUUUCAGACUUCCACUUAAUACUAUGACACAAACUGAUUUCGUCGAAAAUGGUGCUUGGAAGAUUCUCUCAACCGAACUGUAUGUAGCCCAACAUAUAGAUAAUGAAUAUGUCGUUAUGGUGAUAAACUUUCAAAGACGUCCCCUUUUCAUAAUACUGAAUCUUCUCCUGCCAAUACUAGUAGUUGAAGUGUUGAACGUGUUUGUUUUCCUUCUUCCUCCCGAUCCGGGAGAGAGGAGUGCGUUUGGAGUAACUGUGCUGCUCUCCAUGGCAGUGUUUCUUUCUAUUGUGUCCGACAAAUUGCCCAGCACAUCAGACCCACACAUUGCCCGUGUUUCAAUAUACAUUGCUGCUGAACUGACACUUAGUGCGUUGAUUAUGUUAUUUGCAAUGAUAAGCCUUUUACUGUACAACAAGCCAGACGAUCAACCUAUCCCGGGGUGGAUCAGACGACUUGUGUCAAAACGUUCCAAACAGCAGAAACACAAACAACGAGACCCACGCGUACAUAGACAUAUGGACAACCCUGAAGUUGAUGUUCGCAGAGGUGUAAAACGAAGUAACCAGGGAAAUGGCCGUUACAAACAUGGAAUAGACUCAAUUGAAAUAUACAGAGGAUAUCACGUUGAACAAUUAAGACUCGGAGAACACCAAUGCAGUUAUACCCAGGACUAUAGAGACCCUCCAUACACCAGUUCUGAAGAUCUGUGUGAAGGGUCAACGGAUGUAGAGGAUACACCAAUCGUAACAUGGAAUGAUGUUGCUAAAGUGGUUCGACAAAUUCUGUUUGGCUUUAUUUUCAUUCUUAAAUAUAGUUAUCAUUGCAGCGAAAGGAAUAGACACUCUUAG